Messenger RNA from Ichthyophthirius multifiliis, 736 nucleotides. RefSeq lists its product as hypothetical. The record is from RefSeq and is a predicted model, not a curated record. The transcript has 4 exons. NCBI's taxonomy places the organism in Eukaryota, Ciliophora, Oligohymenophorea, Hymenostomatida.
AUGAUGUCAAAUAUGAUGGGCAAUUAAUAAUAGCCCAAUAUUUAAAAAAAUUCUUAAGAGUUUGAGGAUUUAGAGCCUUAUAUAGAUAAAUCUAAAAUAUAAUGCUUAAACUAAGAUGAUAAAUUCCCAUUAGACAGUGCUUUAUUUGAUAAGAGUUCAAAUAUUUAUUUGAAAAGCGAAUGCGAUUAAUAAUUAGUUAUAUAAUUAGGAUUUAAUGCGCCUGUAAAAAUACAUCACAUGAAUUUCAGAGUACCCAACAUAGAUGAUUCAGCACCUGAACACAUAAGAUUAUUUGUAAAUUAAUAAAAUUUAGACUUUGAUAGUUGUGAAAAUUUUGUUUGUGCAUAAGAAUUUGAUCUUACUAAUGAAGAUUUCAAAUCAUCAACAUUGUUAAGAUAUGUUAAAUUUUAAUCUGUUAAUCAUCUUACAGUAAAAAAUAAAGCAUUUGUAAAUAUUUUGUAUAUAAUAAUAAAUAGAUUUUUGUUUAAAGUAAUAGAGGAGCUGAAUAAACUAAAAUUUCUUAAAUUAGAUUGUUUGGAUAAACUAUACACGAAACAAAUAUGAAUAACCUUAAAAAAAGCGGGUGAUGCAAUUGAAGCAACUGAAAACCCCCUUUAUUUACUUAGAAUUCUAUAAUGAAAGUAAUACUAUAAAUCUUAAACGAAUUGUAUUACUUGAAAAAUAAUUAAUGGAAUUCGCAAUUUUUUUUGUUUUCCCUUUUUUUAAUUUAUAAAAA